UAAAGGAAAUGCAUAAUUCUGAGAAAGCGGGGAAGUUAACUUUUUAAUCAAUGGUAAAAAAAAAAAAUGAAAUAAAUUUUCCCGGGUACUCUCUUUGCAACUUCCUUUUCCGGUUACUCAGCCACACGAUGGUGCAAGGCAAGGAUCGCUACGUGGAAUCUGGGCGUGUAGCCUACAUUGCCUAUGGAGACGAUAAAGGAAAACUUUGUGUUAUUGUUGAUAUGAUUGACCAGAACAGGGUCUUGAUUGAUGGUCCAUGUUCCAAUGUUGCCCGUAAACAGAUGAACUUGAAGGCACUGCAGUUGACACAAUAUAGACUGAAUGUGCCGGCAUCUUGCAGACAGAAGAUAAUCAGGAAAAAUUGGGAAAAGGAAAACAUCACAGAGAAGUGGAAUAACUCUACGUGGGCCAAGAAGAUUGCUUCUAGAGAAAAGAGAGAGACUCUCACAGACUUUGACAGAUUCAAGUUAAUGAAGGCAAAGCAAGCAAGAAACCGCCUUAUUAAUGUGGAGUUUGGCAAGCUGAGGAAAGCAAUGAAGAAGUCUGGUGGCAAAAAGAAAUAAACUGUAUUUUUCCUGAAAAUAAAUAUGUCGUCUAAAGGCA
Messenger RNA from Mercenaria mercenaria, 603 nucleotides. RefSeq names its product 60S ribosomal protein L14-like. Gene Ontology annotation, biological process: ribosomal large subunit biogenesis; translation. The transcript has 5 exons. Lineage: Eukaryota; Metazoa; Mollusca; Bivalvia; Venerida; Veneridae. Gene Ontology annotation, cellular component: cytosolic large ribosomal subunit; ribosome. Bases 51 to 563 code for a protein of 170 amino acids. Gene Ontology annotation, molecular function: structural constituent of ribosome; RNA binding. The record is from RefSeq and is a predicted model, not a curated record.